AAGCGCGGUACGUACUCCUCGAAGACAUAUAAAAUCAGACCUAAAAGUCAUGAAUGUUGAGAAAGAGAAUAUGGAGCCAACCCAUUCCGAGGAAGAAGGUGAAGCCUCAAAUGGUGUUGCUCUGCCUUUGACGAUCGGGAAGAAGAGGAAGCUGGUGAUAUUGGAUAUUAAUGGCGUACUUGCCCUUAUGGUUAGGCACUCGAUCCCAGGUGGUGUCAGCUUUCCCGGCGGGUUGACGAUAGCAAAGCGACCCUUCUGUGAAGAUUUUUUGCAAUUCUGCUUCGAGAGGUUCGACGUGGCCAUUUGGACUUCUAGAGCCAAGGAAAAUUAUCUUGACGAAGUUGUUGAUUACUUAUUGGGAGAUAUGAAGAAAAAGUUGUUGUUUGUUUGGGAUAGGUCCUAUUGUACCCGAACAGGAUUUAUGACCCCUGAGAACAGGUAUAUACCCUUAGCCUGUAAGGAGUUGAAGAAGAUUUGGGGGAAUGAGUGCCCCAACCAACCUUUUGUGGGAGGUUACUACAAUGAAUCAAACACGCUGUUAGUGGAUGACUCUCCAUACAAGGCUGUGCUUAAUCCUGUUCACACUGCGAUCUUUCCUCAUUCCUACAAUGAACAAACGAUGAUAAAUGAUCGAUCAUUAGGUAAUUGUAUUCCAAAUCCAAUUAAAUAUACUUUCAUAAUUAAUCAAUUAUGGUUUAGUCGUUAAUUAUAAUAUUUCAGGCCCGGGAGGUGACCUUCGAGAAUAUUUAGAAGGGUUGGCAGGAGCUGAAGAUGUGAGAAAUUAUGUGGAGGGUCACCCGUUUGGUCAAAAGCCCAUUGACUAUACACACUGCAAUUGGAAAGUUUACUCGGGAAUUAUUAGAGCUCUCUCCGACCGUUCCUGAUUAGAAAAAAGAUUGGGGUACACACUUUUUGUACACAAAAAGUGUGUACCCCUAGCAGGCUUCUCCUGAUUAUUUACUGACCAUUUUUCCCUCCAUGCACCCUAAAGUUCAAGGGAACUAGCAUAAAAUAAAAAUGGGCCAUAAGUUCUGUCCAAUAGAAAUGUGUUUAAGAGCCUAUCACGGUAUUGACAUUGUUUUUCUAUGGUAUUUUAGUUUAUAUUUUGUGCAAGGAAAGUAUCUCCAUCACUCGACUUGCUUUUGUAGACUUCCCUCUUGAAAAAAUUAAGACCUAUA
Molecule: messenger RNA, 1178 nt
Organism: Cuscuta epithymum
Lineage: Eukaryota; Viridiplantae; Streptophyta; Magnoliopsida; Solanales; Convolvulaceae
Source: the annotation of a GenBank genome assembly